GAUGUUGGUAUAAACAUCAAGGCUGUUCGUAUAUACGCACAGCAGUUAUUCUUAUCGUUAUCCCUUCUGUCAAAAUGCAAUAUACUUCACGCUGAUAUCAAACCUGACAAUAUAUUGGUGAGUGAAUCAAAAAAUACGCUCAAAAUGUGUGAUCUUGGUUCAGCUUCCGAUGCGUCAGAAAAUGAUAUUACGCCUUACCUUGUUAGUAGGUUUUAUAGGGCUCCCGAAAUCAUUAUCGGGCUACCUUAUGACUGUGCAUUGGACAUGUGGUCGGUUGGUUGUACUCUAUACGAACUUUACACUGGUAAAAUUCUCUUUCCAGGGCGAAGUAACAACCAAAUGCUGAAACUCAUGAUGGAACUGAAAGGAAAAUUUCCGAAUAAGAGUCUUCGUAAGGGACAAUUCACAAAACAACAUUUUGACGAUGAUUAUAAUUUCUUGUAUCGAGAAACAGAUCGGAUUAGUAAUAAGGAGGUUGUAAAGACCACCGUAAUUACAAAACCAACUCGCGAUUUAAAAACACGCCUUCUCUCUAAAACGUCACAUAUGACCGAUGAAGAGUUACGUUUACUGACGGCUUUCGUCGAUUUGUUAGAUAAGUGUUUAAAUUUGAACCCUGAAAAACGGCUAACAGUGAAAGAGGCACUGAUGCAUCCGUUUGUGACUGGUAAACUGUAA
This is a messenger RNA of Racocetra persica, 678 nucleotides long. NCBI's taxonomy places the organism in Eukaryota, Fungi, Glomeromycota, Glomeromycetes, Diversisporales, Gigasporaceae. The record is from the annotation of a GenBank genome assembly.